This is a messenger RNA of Suillus plorans, 1730 nucleotides long. RefSeq lists its product as uncharacterized. The coding region runs from base 138 to 1631 and encodes 497 amino acids. Lineage: Eukaryota; Fungi; Basidiomycota; Agaricomycetes; Boletales; Suillaceae. The transcript has 6 exons. The record is from RefSeq and is a predicted model, not a curated record.
UCUAGAGUUACGGGAUCCAUUUAUUGCCAGUUAACUCCGAGUAAAUAUGGAGGCGGCGUCCGUCACACUGCACUGCCUUGCAGAUAAGAGACUGGUCAGAGAGGCGCCUAAGCAUCUUCUCGCUGUCUUCAUCCACCAUGCAGAAGUUAUCUGAUUCAGUUACAUCAAUCUUCCAGUUGGAAACUAAGGAAGAACGCCUUGCCAAAUGCCUACAAGGGGGUUCAACCAUAGUUUACAGCGAAAAGUUUGGAUUGGGGUGGCGUUUUGGGCUGCAGUACUCUCAAGAAGGCUGGUCUUUUGCCAAAGUGAAGGUUUACCUCGAUCAUACCCAUUGUUCGCCGUCGGCGACAGACGCUGCCACGGUGACUGUCUGCCUUAAAGAUGGGUCUACUCCAGAGGUUCCUUCUUUUGACAGCAGAACGGUCUCGAUUGCUGACUUUGGCCAUGGUCCCCCCGCGCUAAUUGGCUCGUUCUCGCCGUCCGUUAUUGCUGCACACCCUUACAUGUGGUUUACGGUCGCUACGAAAGCAAACUUUGCUCCAGUUAUCGCUGAUCCCCUCAUUAAUACUGUAUCUGCUCUUAGGCAGUCCAUGAACAACGGCGAAUUCACCGACACCAAGUACUAUGCCAUGUCCAAGCGUGCAACUUGGAAGUCUUCAGGAGAAACUCGUUUCGUAUAUGCGAAUAGUGCAAUUUUAGACCACGGCGCCGGUGUUGCGCCAGUUCUCCCUUCAUCUAUCAAAAAAAAUUCUUUACUCGUUCAGUACGACAGCGAAAAUGGGCUGAUGAUGAACACCACUGGGCGAUAUGAUUAUUACCUCGAUAGCGACAUCGACUCAGGGGAAGAAGAAGUGAAACAGAAAACUAAGACGGAGACCGUGACGAAGGAGAAAGUGAAAACGAAAACAAAGGGAAAAGCACAAGGAGUGCCUAGCCAGCCCCCUUCUUAUCGUUAUAGCCAGAGCUGGUUUGCUGGCUCUGGACAUUACGAGCAUGAGUUGGAUGAAUUUAGUGAUACAUUCAGUGAUACCACUUCCGAUAGCAGUGCUUUAAGUUCGGAUGAUGACAAUGACAGGUGGGCGGAAUGGGAGGCUACGCGGCCUCCAGGUUUCCGCUCGACAGACACACUGAGGGCUGAGCCAUUGCCCCAACCCUUUUCUCCGACACAGCGAAUAGUGUUGGUUCAGAACACGGCAUUCACAACCUGGGCAUCCUACGUAUACUAUUGCUACACUGGCCAAAUUUCUUUCCACCCCCUGAAGUCCAAAGAUCCGCUCAGCCGGCGCAACAACACAACUCAAACUUUACGCUGUUCUCCCAAGUCGAUGUACCGACUUGCCUCUAAGCUCAAAAAUGCACGUUUGGAAGCUCUGGCGUGCCAGGCAAUCAAAUCCAAUUUAUCUUCGAAAAAUAUCUUGGAUGAGGCGUUCUCAUGGUUUACAGCUCAGUACCCUGAUAUCCAAAAAAUGGAACUAGAGCUCCUGAUAGAGUUCCGCAGCACACCCGAAGUAUCAAGUCGUCUGGAUCAGAUCAGUGAAAGUGUUUCCCGAGGAGAAAGGCCUUAUGCAAAUGCUAUGCUUCGUGGCUUUUUAAGGCAUCUGACACGGCAGGGAGCAGGUGGUACGAAGUGAAGUCGCAACAGUUAUGUCGUCAGUUGUACUUGUAAGUCGUGUUGUCCUAAUGUUGUCCUUGUGUUGUUAUCUUGUCUUUCACUUCAUCGUACAUCACGG